Dioscorea cayenensis subsp. rotundata (Guinea yam) is the source of this 1593-nucleotide messenger RNA. Its product is annotated as MADS-box transcription factor 26. Gene Ontology annotation, molecular function: protein dimerization activity; DNA-binding transcription factor activity, RNA polymerase II-specific; RNA polymerase II cis-regulatory region sequence-specific DNA binding. The transcript is spliced from 7 exons. Lineage: Eukaryota; Viridiplantae; Streptophyta; Magnoliopsida; Dioscoreales; Dioscoreaceae. Gene Ontology annotation, cellular component: nucleus. Gene Ontology annotation, biological process: positive regulation of transcription by RNA polymerase II. Bases 778 to 1404 code for a protein of 208 amino acids. The record is from RefSeq and is a predicted model, not a curated record.
AAUACUAAUGUCUUGUGUGGUCCUCAAAAGUUUCUACGUGCUUGUUUUUCUUUACAUCUAUGUACUUGUUAACAGCUCUCAUUGGUUGUGUGCAUUGUUUAUUAAGAAGUGAAUUUUAUGAGAACUAAUUGUGCUAACAUGUUGGCACAGUAAAGGAUUGCUCUUGGUGCUUGUCUUAAAAGGUAUGGCUGAAGUACUUACUACUACUGAACUGAUCCUGUUGUUCAAUACAUUAUGUAUGGAUAACAUUUGAGUAAAUUUGUAAUUUUGUGUAAUCCUCUAGAUAUUCAUCAAUUUGUUGUUGCUUCAAACUCCAUUUUAUUAGGGUGCAGUGAGUCAUUUUUCAGCAGUGUCCUCUUAUUUUCAAAUCGAUCAACCACUUGCGCAAGUACAAAGGUCUUAAAUUUUGAUUUUUGCUAGAGUGAAGAGUUAAAUAUUACAACCAUGACAGCAAUUGCCAAUGCCUAAACUAACUGCAUGUCCAGACACUCAGGUAGGCUUUCUUUUGCAAACUAUAUUUAAUUAGUAUUUAUAAAAGGAUUCGUCUUUGUUGUUUCUUUUGCUUGUAGUUUUGUUUAGCCAUAGAGAAGAUGAGUCGGAGAUGGCUCCAAUUUCACUCUUGACUCCAUACAAAAAUAAAAGGUUCAAUCUUUCCACAGAGCUACAAGUGUCACAAGAGAGAAAGAGCAAGAGCAAGAGCUCAAGCAUCUGCAUCAACCUCGAAGCUAGUUCAAACUAGUGGGAGGUUGUGUGCUUAAAGAAAGCGAAAGAGAAAAAAUGGCAAGAGGGAAAGUUCAGAUGAGGAGGAUUGAGAACCCGGUGCACAGGCAGGUCACCUUUUGCAAGCGCCGUGCAGGGUUGCUCAAAAAGGCGAGGGAGUUAUCGGUGUUGUGUGAUGCUGAAAUCGGGAUCAUCAUAUUUUCGACACAUGGAAAACUCUAUGAACUUGCCACCAAAGGGAAUAUGCAAAGUUUGAUUGAGAGGUAUAAAAACAGUUGCGCCGAAACUCAAGCUGAAGGUGCUGAAACAAACCAAACUCAGGAGACAGUACAGGAAAUAUCAAAGAUGAAACAAGAAAUCGAUUUACUUCAGAAGGGAUUAAAGUACAUGUUUGGAGAGAGGACAAUGGGUCAUAUGACACUCGAUGAACUGCAAUCCUUAGAGAAGUACCUUGAGAUAUGGAUGAAUCACACCCGUGCGGCCAAGAUGCAAAUCAUGUUCAUGGAAAUUCAAGCACUGAAGAAUAAGGAGGGAAUUCUGAAAGCUGCCAAUGAACUUCUGCAAGAGAAGAUAUUGGAGCAAAAUGGAGUGUAUGAUGUGAGCCCAAUGAUAGCAGAUAUACAGUAUCCACUAACUAUACACAGUGACUCACUAACUAUACAGAAUGAAUUAUUUCAAUUUUAGCAGCUGGAGAAAUUUAUUAUGGUGCUGCUACUGAGAUGAUGCUGAUAAUAAUAAUAAUAAUAAUCUUGAGACUUUGUAGUCUAAGAAAUAAGUUGUAGUGUUGGUACUUUGUGAUCUCAGUUUGUGGUUUGCUGUUGUUUUUCUGCUGAACUUUUUGUGACAAAUUUGUUGUCUGAAGUCUUGUGAACA